Messenger RNA from Hansenula ciferrii, 444 nucleotides. RefSeq lists its product as uncharacterized. NCBI's taxonomy places the organism in Eukaryota, Fungi, Ascomycota, Saccharomycetes, Phaffomycetales, Wickerhamomycetaceae. The coding region runs from base 1 to 444 and encodes 147 amino acids. The transcript has a single exon. The record is from RefSeq and is a predicted model, not a curated record.
AUGUUUGGGAUCGCAGAGAUUUUCUACAUAUUAAAGGUAACCAUUGCUGGUAAAGAUGAAGUAUAUGAUGUGGCAAUCGGGAAAAUUCACCAAGGGAUAAAGUACCAAUAUCUUGGUGAAUAUGCCAUCUAUCCUUAUGUUGAAACAGAAUCUAGUUGUAAGCUUGAGAUUUUAGAUAUGAAAUCUAUAUCAAGCGUGGUUAUGAAAUUGGAGAAUUUAAAAUUAAGUUCAACAUCCACUUUCUUUGGUUUCAAGGAAAUAAUGCUAAAUAAAGAUAAAUUUAUUCAAGUAGAGGAACAAAAAGCUGCUGAACUACAUAAUGAAAUUAGCAACAUUAGAACUAGAGAUAUUAAUGAUAAUGGCCAUGAUACAGCUAGUCUUGGGGAAUCAUCAGAUCUUGUUGAUGCAAAUUACCAGUUAAACUGGGAGGAUGUCCUAAAUUGA